Messenger RNA from Cinara cedri, 38377 nucleotides. NCBI's taxonomy places the organism in Eukaryota, Metazoa, Arthropoda, Insecta, Hemiptera, Aphididae. The record is from the annotation of a GenBank genome assembly.
AUGUCGUCGUCUUCGUCGGAUAAUUGCGGCCAGUGCGCGUGGUCCGACUCGUCGUUCCUGUCGGGUUCGUGCGGCAGCACCGGCGGCCUGGCGUUUUUCAUGUCACUAGUCGACUUGGUCAUCCGGUCCCAGUGCUCGGUGUCCGACCCGUGUCGCCGGGCCCGGGCCGACGAAAAGUUCCCGUCCGGACCGGUGUACCCGGAGGAGCUCGACUUCGUGGUGGUCGGCGGCGGCGUGGCCGGUUCCGUGGUCGCGUCCCGGCUGAGCGAGGUGCCCGGUUGGACGGUGGGCUUGCUGGAGGCCGGUCCCGAAGAACCUACCACCACUUCGGUGCCGGCGUUUGCUACGGCCGCCACAGGCACCGAGCUCGAUUGGCAAUACCUGACCGAGCCGCAGAACAACGCGUGCCGGAGCACGGGCGGCGUGUGCGCGUGGCCCCGGGGCAAGAUGUUGGGCGGCACCGGCGCCAUGACCGGCAUGAUGUAUUCCAGGGGCCACAAGCUCGUGUACGACAGCUGGAGAGACGCCGGCAUCGUCGGCUGGGGCUACGACGACGUGCUGCCGUACUUCAAGAAGUCUGAGUCCAAUCGGAACGCCGACCUGGUCGAGCCCGAGUACCACGGUUUCGACGGUCCGAUUAGCGUCCAACGGUUUCCAAGCCGACCCGAAAUGGCCGAAACCAUAGUGCAGGCUGGCAUAGAGCUGGGCUACAGGUCCGGCGAUCUGAACGGGCACAAUCAAACGGGUAGGUAAUUAUUUUAUGAUAUUAAAAUGUUAUUAUGGGAUUUAAUAACGUCAACUAUCCGUAAAAAAAAUAUGACCUAAAAUCACUUAAGAUUCGUUCAAAGUAUAUUUCUUACGGUUAACAAAAAUAUCAAACCGGUAAACAAAUUCUAAUACACGUUUGACACUAACAUUUGAAUUGUAGAAAAAUAUAAAUCCAAAAUUGUUAGUAUGGUGAUUAACAAAACAAACGAGCUGAUACUGGAGACGGAUGAGACCAAUGUUGGGAAGAUGGAAUGCGUAAUGUUAUUUAAUUUAAGCCAGUAACCAACGAUAAACCAUUGCUAACGAAAAACGGUCCAGAAUGGAGUUCGGUUAUACAUGUUUUGAAGGCCGUAAUACUUAUAAUAUUUGUCAAAAUUUGAUUUUAAAACUUAUGAGAAAAAAAAAAUGGAUUACACUCAAUUUUUUUAUUUUUACUACUGAAUAUGACUUAUAAUGAACCUCCUGUCAAAUUUUCAAGCUUUUCUGUUGAUUUUAACAAUUUUUUUCCACGGGUACCUACCAGAAAAUAAAAUAACUCAUAAAAUUUAAAUGUCUAUAAAUAACUCAGAAAUGGAUCAAAUGUUUCGAAAAUUUGACCACGUCUAGAAAAAAUAAAUAUGAGUUUUUCGUCCAGAUUUCGUGUCUUUACGGAUAUGUUUAACAGAAUUAUAAAAAUAAAAACAAAAUUAAAAAUAAUAAAAGCAUUAUUUUCGUAAAUUUGCUCGUUCUUUUUACGCAGUUUUUUGUUUUACUCAAUUAUUAAAAAAAACUACAAAGAAAUUGAAUAAACGACUAUCUUUGUCAUCAACGAAAAUUCAACGAAAAAGAUAUAUUGUUAUUUUUCGAUUGGAGCUAUAUUUUUGGUAGAAGUUGCAAAAAUUAUUAACAAUGAAAUCGGUAACGUCGCGGCGCAGCAUUUGCAGUUUUACCCAUAAUUAUCUUUCGGGGUUUUCACGAUAACUGCGAAAACCCUUUAAAAAAAAAAAAAAAAAAAAAAAAACAAAUAAAUGACCUCUCUAACGCGCCAACUAGACACAAUUUCCGUUCAGAAAAGGUAUUAUACUCUACACAUCGGAGCCGGAGUGGGAUUUCUUUUCGGAAAGUUGUUUACAGACAGAAAAACAAAACAGCACACAACUUAGUAAAACCAACGGAUCCCUCACUACGCUCAGAAUCUAAAAUAAUGUAGGAAUCUAUAAAUACGUAAAAUCUUAACUCGUUUUAAAAACAAAAACCGUUAGCUGUUAUCCAAACUCGUUUUAGGUAAGGGCGUUAUUGUUUUCGUGUGCGGAACAUUGCGGACAACAGCAUACAGAUGGUAAAUACCAUAAAAUACGCGUACAGCCAUUCGAUAGCGGUUAAAGCGGCUGUGCACAGCGGAAGGGAAUAUCCGUUCUUGUUUAAGAUAAAACUGCGCGUUCCCUCCAGUGGCGUAACCAGGAUUAUCAACGCGGAGGUAGAGUCUAAGGUUAAUUACACCCGACCUUACCGCCCUGACUACGGCCACUGCGCCGCUGGUUCGGCGGUACGCGUUAACAGCCGUCAAUGUGGUAUUUCGAACGGAAUCAAAAACGAUCCGCAUUAGUUUUGUGAAACAUGAUAUAUACGCUUUUGAUAACUGGGUAUCGGAUUAUACGUAAAUAUAUCGUUCUGUUUUACUGUAUUUUUACCGGACGGUCGUCGAGGUACGGUUGUUUUUUUUCAACUCUUCCGUUUGCGUAACGUUUAUUUGAACAUAUAAAAUUACACUUCAUUAUAGUCGUAGGGGACGUUUUUCGUAUAGAUUAGCGGUGGGAAAACGAGCGAAUAAAUAAUGCGUAUGAUUAUUUAAAAAACGGGGGAAAAAAAAAACUACGCGGCAACCGUAAUACGCGCACUCGAACGGAUCGCGUAAAUCCACGACAGGAUGUUUGAGCAAUACAAUCGAAUCCCCUGCACGUUCGCACACCUCGACACCAAAUAUUAUUGUAUUAUUGUAUUAUUAUUGUUUUUUUUUUUUUUUCGUAAACGCCGUUGUCGUAGAUUUCGCAAUACGUCGUGCUGCAGUCGCGUAUCGUGAUAAUUCUUUUCGGUAUCUAUUCAAACGGCGGCGGGCACCGUAAGGAAUCUGUUGAAAGGAACACGUCGCCGUCACCGUCGUCGUCGUCGUCGUCGUCGUCUACACGUAUGCCUAACGUAUACCACGCGUGACCUUUGUAAACGAACCGAUUUUUUUCGUUUAAUGAAAAAUCAUUUAAUCUCGAGAAAAAUCCGGCACAGCGCGUGCCCGGGCGCAUUGUUGCGUACGUACGCCUACACGGCGAACGUGUGCGAACUACGCGCGUAACGCGGUUUUACAACGUUCGGUUUUUUUUUUUUUUUUGUUUUUUUUUUUUAACGUCAAAAUUGGUCGGUUUCUGCAACCUACCGUAAUAAUACUAUUAUUGUUACUAUUAUUAUUACGUACGCGUACGGGCGCGAUAAUAUUAUUAUUAUUUUAUUGUGUCCCGCGAUCAUAUUCAGACGUUAUUUUCCGCGGGCGGGCGAGUGCAAUCGCGCGCAUUGUAUCGCCGCGAGCGCGGCGAUUAUUGUUUUUCUCCACUUCGAUGGAAUGAAACGGCGCGCGGGGUAUUGGUAAAUUUUUCGCGCGACGAAAUAAUAAAAAAAGAAAAAAAAACACAUACAUCUGUACACGUGCAUCGCCGGGGUUUUCGGUAUUCGCGUCCGCGGUAAUCGAUAACAGGGGGCAAAAAAAUCGAAUCUAAUCGCGCGAUAACAUUUAAAUGUUAUACUGCAGAAACGCGUUAACGUCACGGAACAACACGUUGACCACGUUUGAGAUUGUCGUGGCAAACUUUCUAGAACAUGUGUGCCACUUAAUGAUAAUAUAAUGCUACCGUUUAAUAUUGUGUCGUGCAUUUAUAGGCGACGACGUGAUUGGCCGGUGCGCAUUUAGUUGAUUUAGACUAUACGAAAAUAACUCGAAAAUGGCGUGUUGUGUUUAAUGUGUUUCGCAGAUCGAUUUGAGAGCAACCGUUGUUCCGGCAUACAUUCAGAACCGUUCGGAUAAGAUAAAAUCCCAUCCGGGGUAAAACGGUUUGUUCUAGAAAUAUUAUAUACUGUUCAGUUAAAUAACGUAUGCAAUUACGCGGGAUGAAAGUGCAUACACUCGAAAUUUCCAGGCGGACCGUAACCCUCAUUGCCCCCCCUCCCCCGAUUCGGGCGGACGGGCUGCAUAACAUGGCGCAUGCCUGAACGUGGCCCGCAUGAAUUGAAAACUAUCGACAUGAACUAACGUGGAAAUUAUUCGGCCGCGUAUUAUACGGCUUCACUCGACUGCGAUGACAAUAAAAACCACGAGAUUAUCGUUCGUUUUUUAUUAAACCGUAUCGUUUUCCGCCUUGACAAUAGACGAUGUUAACAUGCACUCAAAUGACUGUAGCCAAUAAUAUCACUAUUGUGCCCGCGCAAAACCGACAGAGCCAACAUGGCCAACUAACCGUUUUCAACAACACCUAAACACCGUCAUUGGAGAUAAAAUUGUUUUUUUUUUUUUUUUUUUUUUAAUGGUUAAUUCUAAUGAACUAAUUCGAUAUUGUGUGUAUGAACUAUGCGAGUACAAUCCAAAUGUCGAUAAACAAAACGAACAAUUUUAUUUUAAACGCGACUAAUUCAAUUUAUGUGACCGAAUUUACCACGGCGAAUCGGCCAUUAUUCCUCUUUUGUAUUAAAACUAAUUGUAAACGAUUUCUAUUAAAACUAAACGUUUAAAUCGAUUUAAUAUAUUAUCCCACUGUGCAAUGAACGUUACAAAACAUUGUCGUAACGUUGAACUCGGGCUCCGAAAAAACAUCGCCAAUUAACAUUCCUGCGAUAUUCUUCAACUGUUACAUAAAAAUAAUGGUUUACAUAUCAACGGGUAAUAUUAUUUAAAUGUUUAUUAUUUAACAUUGGCGCAACGUCCACAAAAUAUUCCAUUAAAACUGUUACUUAAAAAAAGCAUGCGUUAUCGUGUUUUUCGGGUUUUUAUAUUUUAUAUUUGAGUGUACCAGCAGUGACUUUUUAUCUUUUCGUUAUUAUUAUUAUUAUUUAUUUUUUUUUUUUUUAAUUUCACUGAUAGUGCAGUUCUGCAUCACCAGAAAACAACACGCUAUCAUAUACUUAUAUUUAAACAUGGACGUCCAUUGUGUUUUGGCGAUUAACCUGGUUAUAUUCAUUAUCAGUUAUGGUUAUAUAAUUAUGAUUUAUGCUCGAUAGUAAAAGAUUCUCGAAAACGACACGUUUAUGAUUGUUACAAAAUAAUAUUAAUUGAUAAUCAAAAAAGAACUGGCUAAACAUCGAAUAGUGACUUUAUCAAUGUCCAAACAUCAUAACCGUUUAUUUCGUUUGGUUAUUAUUUUUCAAUAACCUAUAACCAAAAGUCAUAGCCAAAGUAAUGACCAAAAUCGCCAAAACGACUUGUUUAUAAAAUACAGUAACCAGGUUACAUUUGGUUAUUCGCCAAAACACGCCUAAUUAUAAAUAGCAAAACACAUUGUUAUUAGCUUAAAAACACUCAAACAUAUUUUAUCGGCAUCGAACAUAGAAUUGCCGAUUCUUUGAGCUACAAUGACACAAUUGAUCUGUUAACAUAAAAAAACAUGUUUAAAUUAUAUUAUAUAAUAUCAGUUGUAUUACAAUAAUCUAUGUUUAUUUUUUUAUUUAAAGUAAAAAUAUACUUAUUAUGUCAUAUUUAUGUCAUCGUGUUCAAUAAAAUACAAAUAUUAAUUAAUAAAAUACUGUUUGUACCUGAGUAAGUACUUGUGUCCAAUAUAAAAAUACAAAUUUGAUUUGAUAAGCUUAUAUAUAUUUAUGGGUACAAAUUUAGAUUUCUAACAAAACCAUCGAGUUUAUAUGAAAAAUUAAGUAAAUCCGUUAGAAAACAAAAUGAAUAAAUAAACAUAUGUAUGAAGCCCCACAAAAUUCUGCACCGGGCCCUAAAAUCUAUCUGGCCGACACUGUAUUCCCUGAAUGCCACAUGAAACGGUCAUCAAUAGUUGUAGGAAUGUUUUUGCAACGCGUAUCCCACUCACAUUGCGAUGUUACAUGUUCCAGUGCAAUCGUUGCUACAACUAAUUGCUCAGCGGGUACGGACGAAAAUAUGAAAAACUAGGGGGAAAAGUGAUCGCGAACAUGAUUAGAUUGUUUGAUACAGAUACAGAUACAGAUACAGAUAAUGUUUGGAUAAAGUUGUCUAAACAAAAAAAAAAUUGAAUCUAUUCGUGAUUUUUGUCAACAAACUACCAAUGGUCACUAUGGCCGUUUUACACGGAAAAUCAAUAAAUGACCGAAUUUAUGUAUACACGUUGACGAUUUCAGGAUUUUCGGUGGCACAGGUGAUGGUGGACAACGGUCUCAGGAUGAGCACGUCCCGGGCGUAUUUGCGGCCCGCUUACGGCCGACGCAAUCUGUUCGUGAAGAUCAACUGCCGGGUGACUGGGCUGGUGUUGAACAAGCUGAACAGCCGCGUGCAGGGCGUCAAGUACGUGGAUCGGUACGGUCGCGAGCACAUGGUGCGGGCCAGGAAGGAGGUGAUCCUGUCGGCGGGCGUGGUCGGCUCAGCGCACCUACUCCUGGUGUCCGGCAUCGGGCCCGCCGAAGACCUGUUCCGGGCUGGCGUCACCGUGUUCCAGGACCUACCGGUUGGCCGCAACCUGCAGCACCACGUGUCUGUCAGCAUUGCGGCCACCGUGAACGCGUCCGAGGAGGCCCACUACCUGACCAUGGACGCGUUGUCUGAAUUCCUGGCCACGCGCACUGGACCGUUGGCCAGCACGGGCCUAACGCAAACCACCGGGUUCCUGACCACUUCCUAUGCCGUCAACGGGGUUAGUAUGAAUGCGGUUUACUAAUCAGUUUUGUCUUUAAAUCUGUAACGCUGUAAAACGUCAGACGGAGGAGUCCAGGGUCGGAAUGAAACAUUUUUGAUAAGAUCGGUGUUUCUCAUUAUUGAGAACAACGCGGAAUCUUCUCAACGCACAAACUAGACGAAAUUUUCUACCGAAAACCACCGCCGGAGUGAUAAAUAAUCGGAGGAAUAUUUCUGAUAAAAAAGUUCACAACAGGCAUAAACUAUUAGAUGGUUUUUGUAGACGUUGAGACGCCUCGAGCGGAAAUCUAAAAUGAAAAAAAGACGUAGACGCGAAAACUUCAUCGCCCUAAACAUAAUAAUCGUGUUAGCGGCUAACAGUUAGCCGAUAAAAAUAUAAUUUUUUUUUUUUUUUUUUUUUUCGGCACCAAUAAUCAAUUUGGUUUACUCCAAUUUUUACGUCCACACACCUCGUUGUUCACUAUUCGAAUUUAAUAAUAUGUUACAGGUAUACCUAUAACUGUCGUUUUGCGGAAAAAAUCGAACGGUACCUAUACAUAUAUCUAUCGUGACCGGUAACCGUUAACAUACACAAAGUGUACCGCCACCGUCGCCGCAGCCGCGGCGCGCCGGUAGAUUUGUGGUUUCGUUUUUUUUUUUUUUUUUUUUUUUUUUUUUUUUCUGUUUUGGUCAACCAAGCAAACUCGAUACAGUUUUAUUUUCGAACACCAUUUUCCUCCGAGCAAGUUAAAAAGAAAAUGGUGCAGAGACCACCUUAAAAAAUAUCAUUUAUAAAAAAUAAAAUUAAAAAAAACAAACGUAAUCAAAUAAAAUUACAAAUAAUCAAAGUAGGUAGCUCCACUGAUGCCUUCCUACAUCAUGUCUUUUUCAUGUGUUUAAAUUUUCUUCGUUCUCACUUUUACUUGUGCAUAUUAGUAUAGUUGUAAAUAUUUUUUUUUAAAUAAAAAAAAUAUAGAUAACACGAUUUUCGAUCUAAGUCCCCUAAGAAAAUUUACGAUGAAAUGUUAUCAAAAAAAAUUAUAUAUAUAUAUAUUUAUAUGAUAAUGGAAAUCUACCAUUUUUAAAUAAAACAAAUUAGGAAACGCCUAAAUGACGAACUAUUGUGUUCUUUCGCACCUAUAUUAUAUUAUUAUGUGGAAUAAAUGUUGUUUGUCAAUUAUUAUUAAUAGAUGUCUGUUGACAUUAUUUGGAAACAAAUAAAUUACAUUUUUUUCCGGUUUAAGCUUAGCUCAGGUAAAUAUUUCGUUCGUGAAACAAAAUUCUCUACAAUUGAAUUGUCCACAUCGAUAUUUCUAUCUCUGUAUCAAUUAAUUAUAAUUAUUAUGCAUAUUUUCAUUUUUUUCCGUUGCGCAGAUACCCGACGCGCAGGUGUACUUCGACGGGUUGGCGCCGAAUUGUGACAAGGUGCCUGUAGACCCGGAGGGUCCGUCGUACCGAACCGAUUACGAUCGUUCGAGGACAUACGUGUGGGCCAGACCUACGUACUUGUUGACCAAUAGCCGGGGAUACAUCGCCCUGCGGACGGGCAAUCCGCUUGACCACCCGAUCAUCCAGCCCAACUACUUCGAGGAUCCACGGGAUGUACUGGCCAUGGUGGAGAGUAUACGAAUUGUGCUGAGUCUGAUGGGUACGCGGGCCAUGAGCAAAUGGGACGUGAGGCCGGAUCGGACGCCACACCCGGAUUGUGCUCACCACCGAUACGGAACCGACGCAUACUGGUCGUGCGUGGUGGUCACCGACACCAAGCCCGAAAACCAUCAUUCGGGCACGUGCAAAAUGGGUCCGGCCUGGGACCGGGAUACAGUGGUUGAUCCCGAACUCCGGGUGCUUGGAGUGCCUAACCUGCGGGUGAUGGACGCAUCCGUGUUCCCCACCGGACCCAACUGUAACCCCAUAGCGCCCGUCAUCAUGGUGGCCGAGAAGGGGUCCGACAUGGUGAAACGUACGUGGGCGGCGUACGCACACGAAGACAACAACGUGCCACCCCUGUACAAAGACAACCUCAAGCAAUAGGAAUUGCCGUCACUACAACAAUAACAAUAUCAAAAUGUAUUUUUAUUCACACGAUGUCAUGAUAUGCAUUAUUGUAUUUAUUUAUUUAUUUAUUUUCUCGGAUGAACCGAGUUCCCCGGCAACUUUUGAAGGUUAUGUGUUUCUCAACACGUGGGUGCCAGAUGAAACAAAAAAAACAAAACAAAAAUCACAAUGUUAACCAAACCAUAACAAAUGAGUUCUACAUUUUGUUUUUUUUUUUGUUCUGUUUUGUUUUUUUUUGUUUUUUUUUUUUUUUGGCAAUAUAUUUCGUCAUUGCAGUAAGUAAUAAUUACGGGUGAUUAAUGGUGUAACGUUCAUGUUUACGCGCACCUGCCAUCAUAUAUUAUGUACUUACCUAUUUUGCAUUUUAAGAUGAUUUUUUUUUUUUGCUGAAUUUUAAGUCAUCCAAUUAUUGUGAUAUGUUUUAUUAAAUUAUUAUUUAUUUAAUUUUAACCAAAAAUUAGCGUUUUUAGUUCACGUUUAUAUUUCAUCGCAACAUAGGUGAAACUAAUGAGACGGGGGAAGGAGCUGAAAGGACAGAUCCCUUCCAUAAACUUCCCCGAAUCGAUAGGGCUAAUUUUUUUUUUUUUGUAAUAUUUUAAACAGUCAAAUCGACAUAGUUUUAGAAAAAAUUCGAAUGGCAGACAAUCGUUACACGAAAAAACAAUAAUUACUUAACGAGCGGGAAAAAUGUGUAGUCUUAUCAAGUCAGUCGAACAAAAAUAGACUGAGACACCCAUCUCAAAAAAAAAAAAAAAUUGACUUCUCUGUAAUUCUGGACCCGCAAUAUUCUUAUUAUAUUAUUAUUGUACUAUAAUUACGAUGUAUAAUAGGUAUUCACGGGCAGAAUUCAAUGGGACAGUAUAUUAUAUUAUACUUUAUUAAAAAUAUUAACGCAACAUUGUUUACAGCAUCGCCGAAAUAAAAUUCGGUGAAAGUAUACCCGAAGAAUGUCCUCAAAUAUUUCGGGAUUUUUCUAUGAAAAUAUAACCUGAAGCCACGACGUGAGGAGACCGUUUUACAAGUAUAAUAUUACAGUAUUUUUGUAAUGGUCAUAAUGAUACGACAGUUUAAUAAUAAUAAUAUACACACCUAUGUGAUUUUAGAACGGCAUAAAUAGUUUUGAUUCGAUAAUAAUAAGCUCGGUGUGGCGUUUUGGGAAUAAAUAGAACAAUAACAAUGAUGGCAACACUAUUGUUUUAACGUCUAUAUUGUAAUAACAAACGGGACUGAGAAAGUCAUGUCGUGUACUGUUUACUAUAACAAAACAAACCAAAAUUAAUUUUUAUAGUAUUAUUAUUCCGAUAAACGAUUCAAAAUUCUAUAUUCGCCGAGUAAUAAUAAUUUCAAUUAUAAUACAAUUUACAGAGAUAUAAAAAAAACAUUUAUUAUUAUUAUUAUUUUUUUUUUCUUUUUUGUCACCUUACUCCUAAUCAUUAAAUAUAAUAAAUUAAAAAAAUCGACCCUAAUAAGUAAUAAACAUAAAUCUAAGUAAAAUAAUUUUAAUUUUAAAAUUUCAAAAAUUUUGUUUGAAUAUUGUUUAUUUUGUUAAAUCAAACCGAACUAUCGUUGUAGCAGCGGGUGAGGUUUUUUUUUUUUAAUAAAUCAAUAUUUUAUAAAAUCACAUCAUAAAAAGGCACUAUUUUAUAUGCAAUGUGCAUUCGGGUUCUAUUCUUUAGGGGAUGGACAUUUCGAUGGUGUUAAAGGCCGUCGUUUGAUCCGUCCUUUUUAACAAAAUAAUACGGUGUAAAUAACUGCAGUCCCGAGUGUGGCUCACCACCGGUAACAAAAUUAUCGUUCAACUAUAUCGACGCACUUACGCCGAUGAUUAUCGAAGCGAAACUCCUAGGUCAAGUCUGAAUUGAUUAUAUUCAAUACACAAACUACGAUUAUGCACAGUGCACACAGACGAGUGUAGUCCGUAACGAAUAAACUGUGUAAACGCCAGUAAAAAAAAAUAAAACAUUUUUUUUUUUUUCAUGAAAUUUAAAAUGCUAUAUAAUAAUAAUUUUUUUCAUUUUAAAUAUAGUAUAAGAUGUUUUAAAUUUAGACGGAAAAAUGUGUCGUUUAAUUUAAAGUACUUUCGUUAUUUCCGUAUAUACGUUAUUCGUACUUAUUUUUUUUUUCCACAGGCGAUAGCAAUUCAAAUAAUUUGAUCCAAGCGCGCACCUGGAGUUUUUAUUUGGGGGAGGAGGGGUUAAUUAUUUUUUCAUAACUAACGAAGCACCUAACCAGUAUAAUGUUACACAGUCAACGAUCAAAAUUAUUAUUGAUAUCGUAGUUAUCGAUUUAAGACGACGGGUGACAAUCCGACGUAAUCGCUAGUAUAAAUCUAAAAAGACGUUCUAGGAUAAUGAGGACGGAGGCAGUCACUAUUAUAGAUAAUUUAAUAUAAACUUGUAACCAACGAUAUAAACUAUUGCUUACUAAAAAACGAUUUUGAGCGGAGUUCAGUAAAGAGCGAUGUUUUGUCAACAAUAUAUAUGCUUUAUUAUAGUAAAAUAAUUUUUAUUCAGUUUACUCAGUUUUUCUCAUUUGCUGGUGAAAACUCCUGAGAAAACUGAAAAAUGAUCUUCUUAAAGUACUUCCCCAGUCAGAUUUACUUUCAGAAAAGUUGCUAUACGUAAAAAUCGGAGCAAGUUCUCUGGUAGAAAAGUUGUCCAAAGAAAAAAAAAAAUAAACAUUUUUGUAAACCCAUAAGCUUCUUCGCCCCACUCAGAAUCUAAAAUAAUUUUCAACGAAAUAAUCGAUUGAUAAUUGCCACAAAUCUCAUCUCGUACUAUUGAACUAUUAAUAUGUAUCAAACAUGAUAAAUGAUAAUCAAAUAAAAAAAAAAAAAAACAUGUUUUAUUAUUGUAACAAUAAUAAUAAUAUUAUACAAUAUUCACAAAUUUUGGGACAUGGGAUUUAGCCCCCCCCCUGGGUGCGCCACUUGUUUAAUCAGCGUUUUUUUCGUCUAAAUGUAUUUGAAGUUUUCUUCCUAUUAGAGCAAUUAAUAUCAGUUGUCUUUGUACCAGCCACUCUCGCACGAUCGUAAUUUCUUCAUCCUUUUAGAUUCCGAGCGUAGCGAGAGUGCUAUUGGUUUUACAAUGCUGUUUAUUUCUUUCUUUUUUCUUCUUCUAAUCUGCAGGCACGUUUUGUUUUAGUAAACAUGCUCUGAUUUUUAGCAACUUUUCUAAAAGAUCAAGUUAUCUAGAUGGUACUUUGUACUUUAAUGAAGUAAUUUAUUGAUUUUUGGUGCCUUUUUUUAAGUAAAAGCACUUAAAUGAAAAAAGAAGUAGGAAAACGUACAAUUUCACGAUUCAUUAUUUUAUAAUACUUAUAUUGGACUUACUUACAUGGUAAAAUUUCCAAAUUCAUCAAAUUACUUUCUUUUUUUUUUAAUAAACGUUUUGAAAUCAAAUUUAAACAAAAAUCUUAAAAAAAUUACAGCACUUCAAAUUAUGUAUUAUUGAACUGCGCUCGGAAUCGUCUUUCGUUAAGCAAUGGUUUAUCGUUGCUUACAGAGGUAUAAAUAAAAUAACCUUAAAUAUUCUACCUUCCCAACUUCUCACCUACAACAGUGGCCGCUCUCAUCCCCAGUAUCAGCUUUUUUUUAUAUAUAUAUUUUAUUCAAAAUAAAUUUAAAUAAUAAACACGAAUCAUAAGUUUAAUAGGUACGGAUUACUAAAUACUAAAUAAUGGUAAGCAGAAUAGGUAUAUAAUACUAAUAUGCAAUAGUGAUAAUUACGUAACUUUCUAUUAUUAUAUUUUUUUUUAUUUUUUUGAAAAUGUUUAAUACACAUAUAGGAAUAUAACUAUGUAUUAUACUUGCCAAAUAUUUUAUACCGAUUGUAAUAGUUUGGUUUAUUUUUUUUUUAUUCGUUAGACGAUAAUACAGUUUUUUUUUAAACCCGAAAAGACCACAAUACUUAGUGAAUACAUAUAUAUAUUGUUAUUAUGCAGUAUAUACACUUGUUGGUGCUUAUGUUUUGAAUAUUAAUAGUUUGUAAUUCUUCAAGUGUAUAAGACAAUAAAAAUAUUAGGAAAUCCAUACUGAAAAUAAAAAAAUAUAUAUAUAUUUAUGUAUACAUAUAUUUAUAACCGUAUAUUACAAAUGCAGUACGUACCGAUUGAUCGUUAGAUUCAACAUUAUAUUCAUUAUAUUAUAAUAUGAUACAUUUAAACGCCAAAAAAUCGACUUUUCAAGGUACUCGUAUCACAGUAUUUUUAUUUAUACUGAUUUUAUAUCACUACGAGUAUUUAGACGCUUUAUAGACACUACGAGAAUAUUACGAAAUAAUCGGAUAAGUAGUAGUGAAAAAUCAUCAUUUGAUUUUUUGUACCUUAUAUAUAUGCCACGAAAUAUAUGUAUAUAAAAAAUAUAAGUUUACUCUCUACGUAUAAAGAUGGUAAUUUUUUCACUGAUGUAUUUCUCCGUGUUUUUAUAUUCAGUGGCAUUUUUUGACUUGAUAUUUAUCUAUUGUGUAUGUCACAUUUUUUUUUUUUCAAGUUAUUAUACUAGUAAGUAAGUAUCUAUACAAACGUAUAAAUUAAAAUGCACUUACCUUCAAUUUCAGUUUAUUUUUAACAUUUUUAUAUUUUCAGCAAUUCUUAAUAAAAGUUUUUUUUUUUAGUAAACAAUUAACAAAUCAUAAAUAAAUAAAUAUAAAUUUAAAAAAUGAAAAAUGAAAUAAAAUCAUAUAAAAGCAAGUUAGUCUAUUGGUCGUAAAAUCAUAAUAAUUUUAACGAAAACACAAACUAGUCACAAAUUCAAUUUGAACCCCCAGAUUGUUUACACUGCAGUACAUUAUAUCUCAACAAAGCAUAUAGUAUUUUUUUUCUUCAUAUAAAUCUGGUUUAAAAGUUUAUUUCUUGUUUGCUUUAUUGUAAGACGGAAUCUGUUCUUAAACACAUCUCUUUUUAGAGUAUUUGCGAAAAGGCAUUGGACAAUGGACAUAUCCUACGGAAAAUGAAUCCGUUCAAUGUUUAUUUUAAAGCUAUUACAAGUCCCGACUUUUCGCCCUAGGACGAACUUUUCAUACAUCGUAUAAACAAACUCAGAAUAUUCUACAAUUUGUGUUUACGGAUCAAUUGGAGGUACGUAAUAAAAAACAUUGAACACACUUUGGACGGUGAAUGGGUCAAUGUUGUAGGUCAGAAGUUCGGAUGGUAGAGGGGAAAUUUAAUGUAUAUCAUCUGUACGCAACGAUUAAUCAUUACUAACGAAAAACGAUUGUGAACGGAGUUUAACGGUUUCACGUAAUUUGAAAGGCCAUAGUAUUUACGAUUUGAAAAUAUUACAUUUCGUAAAUUGUCCCGGUUUCUCUACGGUUUUAUUUGGUUUUUUCCAUUUAUUAUAAAAACCCCCGAAAAAAUCAAAAAAUGAUUUCCCUAAAGUACCCCCCAGUCAGAUUCCCUUUCAGAAUAAAUGCUGUACUUGAAAAUCGGAGCAAAAUUUCUGGUAGACUAAUUGUUUAAAAAAAAUAAAAAAUAACAUCAUUAUAAAACCAAUACAUUCCUCGUUCCACUCUGAAUCUAAAACAACAAAUAAGUGUAAAUUAAUAUUUAGAUUAGGCACUUUUAAAAAAAGCGUUUUGUUGAUAAAUAUAACAAUUGACUGGCAACUAUUCUCGGAAUUUAAAAAGUAUAUUAUCAAUUUUUCUGGUUUAUGCAAACAAAAUAUUUUUGUUCUCAUCGUGAAACUCUUAAUUUAGGUACAUUUGUUAGAUUCUUUUGAAUUAACGCACUUCUAUUUACGCCUUAACGGCCACUGAAAAAUUGUAACUGUUUAUUAAUUUUGAUCGUCGAUGAAAAUAUUAUUUAGGAUUAAUAGUUAUAGGAACUAUAUUAAUAAGUAAGAGUAACCGACUACACUAGUAAUAGGUAGUAUUGGUAGUGAAUUACACAACGCGAUUUUUCGAUGUCCAUUUCACCGAAUACGUUGGCCGUAUAUGAUACAGACAUAAACUAAGCAUGUUUCGCAGUUUUUCAACAGUGUAAAAUUAAAUUUUCCUAAAAUUUAGUCUAUUUAUAGGUCCGUUACACGGAUUCGAAAAAAAUUAAUAGGUACGAUUAUAAGUAUGAUGCGAAAUGGGCGAAAAAAUAAAUACCUAUACAAAUAUAGAAAAAAAAACCUAGCUCGGGUUAUUGACUAUUGUUAUUAAUAUGAGAUCAUAGACACUUAUACAUAAUAUAUUACAUUAAAUCAAAUACGAAGACAUUGACAUACAAUUUUAUAUUGUAUUUCGUAACUACCAAUCUCGGAAUUAUUCCAUCAUCGGGUUACCAUACCUAUUUAUGUUACAAAGAAAAAUAAAUUACAGUGAAAUAUUAUAAGUAAAGACAAAAUGUAUUGAAACAUUAUUGUAUAAAGAAAGUGUAUUAAAAUAUUAUAUUGAAUAAAUUAUUUUCAAAAAUUAGACCUAAAUAUAUCACCGGCGUAUAUUAUUAUAGUUGCACUUCGGCGAUCGGUUUCGAUUUUGAAAAUUAUCUUUAGGCAACUAAUAAUAUUAUUCAGGCUAGUUAACACUAUUGUCGAAUUUUCCGAGAAAAUUGAGACAAUUGCACUGUACACGUCAUACAUAAUAUAUUUUACCCGUUUCUUUUGGAUAUUUCUAACGGCUUUCUCUAGACCAAAUGAGCUAAAACUCAGGAAUUAGAGUUGUUCGUAGGAGUAUUGAGAUGAUAAAAGAUAAGUUAAAUAAAAAUUAUAUAACCGUGUUGUUGUGGGUGUAGGGUGGUUUUUAGCUUUGUACACCCCUGCAGACUCAUCGAAUGAAGCACAUACAGAAAUAUGCAUGCCAUUAGUAUCAGGAAUGCGCCUUUUGCGGAUUUUAAUUUACAACUUUCACUUCUACCAUUUAUAUGGUCAAGUUUAACCAUUUCUUUAAAAGUAAUACAAUAAUUUGUACAGAUAAUGUAUUGAGUAUAGAACAGUAGGUACUGUAUUGUUAUAUUAUUCCGGUUGUUUAUUGUUUAGCAUAUUGUAUAUUUGUAUUAUAAAAAAACCUGUCCUAUGAUAAUGGGGACGAGUGCAGCCACUGCUAUAGGUAAUUUAAUGUAUACUUGUAAGAAACGAUAAACCAUUAGCGAAAAAACAAUUCUGAUCGGAGUUUAGUUGAUAGUGAUGUUUUCUCAACAAUAUAUAUUGUCAUAUUAUGGUAAAAUAAUUAAAUAGACAUAAUAUAUUUUCUUUAAACAUUUUUGUUUAAUGCACCGAUUUUCCCGUGAUUUUUUUCCGGUUUUUCACAUUUUCUAGGAAAACUUCUGAGAAAAUCGAAAAAUGACCUACCUUCCCAGUCAGAUUUUCUUUCAGAAAAAGGGCUACACAUAAAAAUCGGAGCAUGAUCUCUGGUAGAAAAUUUGUCCACAGAAAAAAAAUAUUUAAAAAAUAAGGAUCUUUGUAAAACCAUAAGCUUCUUCGCUCCACUCAGAAUUUAAAUUAGAGUAGGGAAGAAAUCCUACUCUAAUGAUCUCUGCUGCUCACGAGUGCUUUCAUUAUUUUAUAGUACCUAAUUGGUUUAUUUUCCUACAUUAUUAAUUGUUUUAUGUGUAUUUAAAAUACAAUUUAGGUACUACUAAUUGUAGUGUUAUUAAAUACCAACCUAUAUAUGAAUAUAUAUGAAUUUAUUUAUUAAAGUAACCAGACCCAAAAUGUUUAUACGGGUACAUUUUGAAGUCUAUAUAAUUUAAUAUUUUUACGGCUAAUUUUAACUUAUAUAUAUUAUUAUAUAAUAUUUUAUUUCGUUUAGGUAUGUGUCUAUCAAAUACGUAUAUCUAUGUGGCUAUGACAUGAUAGUCGAUUAUAUCGUCUAUUGGUUUUAUCACGCACGUUGACAGUUUAACACGUGGAGGGAAAUACUACUGCAGUAGUACGCUUGGCUCAACAAUACGAAAAUGAUCAAUCUAUAUCGAGCAGAUCACGAGGAAUGUUUUAUUUUUAUUAUUUAUUAUUAUUAUUACUAUUAUUAUUAUUAUUAUUAUUGUUGUUGUUGUUAUCUAUCAGUCGGUGUUAAAGUACUUAUAUUUAUUUCAAUUUGUAUACAUACUUGUAUUAAAUAAAAUAAUAUUUAAAUUAAUAAUUAUCAUAGCGAACCUCAGCUAUAAGUUACUACCUACCUGUUUUGAUAUCUACAUUGUGCAAAAGAAAAGGAAAACGUUCGAUUCAUAAGGCAAGUACAAAAUAUGAUAAUAUUUAAAACCGAAAUGGUUUAAAAUUCAAGCCGAUAGUUAAAAUUUAAUAUUUUUGAAUUACCGGAGUACAUAAUUUCAUCGGUAUCUUGCCAAAAUUCAUUAACAGCAAUCUGACCAUUUUUAUUAUAUGAUUUUUUUAUUACUAUUUUAUUUUUUUAUAGAACAAUCUAAGGUAGUAAAUAAUUUUCUUUCGAUUUACGAGAGGCGUUCAAAGUGAAUUUCUCAUUCAAACCAAAACGAAAACUGUAGUAUUUAUAAUACCUAUAGAUGAUGUAAAUAAAAUUUAGUCAGAUUAUAGACUUAAGACAAGUGGCAGAUUAAUAUUGAAUAUACUCGUUGCUUAAAUCACAUCCCUCCCGGUAUCUUGUUCUGGAUCCAUCAUUGCUUACGACGAAAUUUUAUUUGCAAAUUUACCGAAACAAAUAUAUAGAAAUAAUAACUAAAAAGGAAAUAAUAACUGAGUAGUCUUGUAAAAUAUACUUUUUAAAAGUCAAGUACAAAUACUUAUUUUAAAAAAUAUUUUAAAUACGUCUUUGAAUAAUUAGUAAAAAAAAUUAUUUCAGUAUAAAUACAAACACUAUUAAAAGUAUUUCUGGUUACUUUUAAAUAAAAUUAUUUUCUUAUCAUUUAAAUCAACUUUAUUUUUUUUAGUAUUUGCAUAUUUUACAUUAAUUUUAUUGAUCAUUUUACACCAUACCAUUUAGAGUAAAUAACAACAAUUUUCUUUAAGUUACUAUUCUGUUUCCUUUAAUAAAUUAUUGGAAUUUUCAGUUCAGUUGAGUCACGCCAAAAAUAUAUUUUGAUCGUGAUAAAGGGUAAUAAAAAUGUUUAUCACCAUAAGGAAUAACAGUAAAAAUAAAACAUAGCUCUUACUAUAGUUUCUUGGUGUACAUUACGACUUCUAAAACAAUUAGACUUCCUCAUAAACUUCAUGCAACUUAUCGAAAUCUGUCGAGAGAAUAAAAAAUCAUAAUCAUCAUCAAAAUAAUUUCUGGCCAAUAUGACACAACUAUUGCCCAAAUAUUUUUUAUUUAACGUAGUUUAAUAGAAAAUAACUUAUACGAACUAAACAGAAAAAGUAUUUAACAAAUAAUAUUUGAUUUUAAUCAUUAUUUUCGAAAUUUCCCGUUUUUCUUACGUUUCAUUCUGGUUUUUCCCAGAUAUUAUGAAAACCGCUUGAAAAAUCAAAAAUUAACCCCCCAAUAGUACUAUCUGAACAAUAUUCCCUUUCAGAAAUGGUGUCGCGUGUAUAUAUCUGAGCAAGAUUUCUGGUAGAGUUUUUGUACACAGGAUAAAAAAAUUAACAUCUUUAUAAAACCAAUUUAUUCUUCGCUACACUCAGAAUCUAAAAAAUAAACUUCUAAAAUUAUAAUAUUUUAAUUAAUUGUAAAUAAGAUUAAAUUAUUUAAAUUUAUUGGUAAUUUCCAAAUUAAAAAUGUCUAACAUUCAUGUGGCAUACAGUAAUAAUGUGUAUUGAUAUAUUAUACAUAAUAUGUUAAAUAUAUUUAUGCAAUAUAGGACUAGGGUCUGGGACAUAUAGGUAAUACGGUCUCUCUUGAUUUAUAUAUACUUAUUUAGAAACUAUUUCUAUAUACGGUACUUUAACUCAGUGUAGUUUAUUACCGGGUUAGUAUUAAGAGUAAGUGUAUUGAUUAUGUGAAAAAAUGAAGAAAGAAAAAAUAAUAAAAAAAUAGUGACAAAAAAGUAAAAGGAAAAUGACACAUAUAAAUCAAAAGAAAAACAAAUCUGACAAAAUAAUUAUCUAUUAGAUAAGAUUAAAUAACCGUGUAAAUUAGAAUGUUAUUGGCUCACACGGAACAUUAUAAACGAUGCAACACAAAAAUAUGAAACAUACAAAGAAAACUGAGCUAACACAUGUAGAGAACUAAAUGAAAUAUAUAGGAAAACGUUGUGACGGAAUUAACAAAAAUGUAAUAACAAUAAUUGAAAAUAAAAGAAUAAAAAACAGCAUGAAGAAAAUAUAACAACUCGAUAGUUUAGGUAUCUUAGGUGCCUACAUAUUACUUAAGAUUUUUGCUUUAGGAACGCUUUUAGCUAAAUGCAUGGUUAAGAUAUUAUAAAUAAUAAAGAUUGAUAAAGAUAAUAUUAGAAAAAUCUAAAUUUUAAAAUUCAUUAGUAAAAAAAAAAAAAAGGUAAGGUCAAACGAUUUCAGGUAAAUUCAUUCAGGUAUAAAAAUCAUUAAAUCAUUGCAAUAAACAAUGUAUUUUAAAUAUAUGUAUAUUAUUUUAGAAUAUAUCUAAAAUAAAAUAAUUCUCAAAUACCGUAUAGUAAUUACAAUGAUUGUCUGCAAUAGAUUUAAACCAGGCGUAAAAAUUAUCAGUUAUAUACACUCACGGUAGCUAAUAAUUUUUUAAUCAUUUAUCAAUAUCAAUAUCAAUCAUUUUUAGUGUGUUAGUUUUACGUCGUAUUCGUAUCAUUACUACACACUGUUUAUAAUAUAUAUUAUGGUAUUAAAGUGACAGGAGAAAUCAAUUAAUAAUUGAAAUUUGGUAAUACACUUAUUAAUACGUUUAUUCUGAAGUGUAACUUCCAGCUUUGUAAAAUUUAAUAUUAUGGGCUAACAUAAUAGAUCGGAUAAAAUGGGUGGGUUUUGUGAAUGCACAUUAAGGGAGCGAUUUUGAAGGACCUUGGAAUGUGGACUGUGGUUUUCCUAUAAAUUAGAGUUUUGAAAAUUGAUUUCUAGUAUUUUACUGGAAUUUGCAUUAGGGUAAACUUCUAAUUAGACGAUUAUAACGGAUCUGCUGUCUAAAUAAUCAUGAGUAAACAUUUAUUCAUUACUUGUUUUGUAUCGUUUCUUUAACAUAUAGGAGUCAAUAAUUUUUUAAAACAGUACAAACUGAAUAUGACAAAAUACUAUCCCACGGAAUUCACGCCCAAAGACACGUCACAGAUGUGCAUGCAGACGAAAAACCCGAUAUUGUCUUGUCACUCAGAGAAUUUCGUGUUUCUCCGGUUCUUGAUGCACCUGUUCGGGUAUACGGUGGACGGGCCAACAGCUCCGCCCAAGAAAUUCAUCACUGAAAAACAUCAUGUACUAAUAGAUGGACCCGUCAUAGCGGGAUCACCGACCAAACACUUCUUGGACGGUUAUAAUCAUUUGUUCGAUGAAACAUUUAUGUCCGUUUUCCAGAAAAAAAGGCGCAAGAGGGCCAUAGCCGAGCGUGAGCAAUAUGAUUUCGUGGUGGUCGGCGCCGGAUCCGCGGGUUGUGUGGUCGCCAACAGGCUGUCAGAAAUUAAAAACUGGAGGGUAAGCUUCUUCUCCGUUAUCAUUCAAAAUUGGUAAUGAUGUGUUAUACGAUAAAUAGACAAUUUCGAGUUUUAUCAAAAUUAUUCACCAUACAGGUAUUGCUCCUGGAAGCCGGCAUAGAAGAACCCGCGUUUUCUUCGGUGCCUGGUCUCGCUCCUUUACAGUUAGGAAGUAAAAUCGAUUGGAAUUAUACAACACAACCCGACAAACAUAUGUGCAGAUCUAGACCGGGGGGUAUAUGCGAUUGGGCCAGAGGCAAAGUUAUGGGGGGAUCCAGUACAAUCAACUACAUGAUUUACACUCGAGGGAAUAUGGACGAUUACAACGAAUGGGAGCGAAUGGGUAACGAUGGUGCGUAUAAUUAUGGUAUUUAAUCUAUUUAUGUAGAUUUGAGUAUUGAGUACGGAACUAAGGUUUAAAAGUGAUUUAAUCAAUUUGCUAAAAAGUGGGCAAGUUAAUGAAAAUAAUUAACUUGUUUAAGUUGAGUUAAAUACACGUAAAUGCCUACAUUUAAAUUUUAAUCUUUAAGAAAAGAUAUAUUUAACUAGGUAGUUAAGUUGAAAGUUAAAAUGAAAAAAAUAUUAACUUAACUUAGUCAAAAAAAGUUAAUUAAUUCAAAAGAAAUCAACAUUGAAAAUAUUCAAUAUUAAAGACCUAAUAGUUUUACUAUUAAUCUUUUUAUAUAUUUGUAUACAAAAUACACUCAUUACUUAAACAACCCCUAUUAAUAUAACAUAAUGUAUAGGUAAUAAUUAUGCAAACAGAAUCAACAAACAGCAUAUCAUUAUUAUCAUUAAUAUUAUAUUGCAAUUAAUAAUUAUACAAAAUAUAUUUUUUGAUAAUUUUAUUUAACGUAAUAUGCUAGUAAUCUAACGCAAAAUGUAAAUGAAUAAAAUCUCUUGAAUAUGACAAAUAUGAUAAAUGAAUAUUAUGUUUUGUAUUAGAUAUAAGACCGAGUGCCCACCAAUGCAGCGAAAAAAACUGCCAUGUUUCACUGCAUGCCCAUGUUUGGUGUAUUUGGCCUAAAUCUUCUUAUUGAGAAUAAUUACAAUUAAAUCCAAAAUAUUGAAAAAAAUAAUUUACCUUUAACUUAACUGGAUAUUUAUAUAAAUUAACUGUAAAAAAAAAAAAUGAAAACUUAAACUAUUUAAAUAAAUAAACUAACGAUAAAAAUAUUUAAUUAAUCAAGUUAAAAAGUUUAAAAAAUAUCCAUCUUGGCUAAUUCAGUAUUUUUAAUAUAAAACAGCUUAGACGAAUUUAACAAAACUAUAAUAUUGAUACGUUUAAACUUUAUUAAUCAAUUAUUUUUUUUUUUUAAAUUUAGGUUGGAGUUAUGACGACGUUCUUUAUUAUUUUAAAAAAUCCGAGGAUAACGAAGAUCCGGAAAUUUAUAAAAAAAAUCCAAAAUAUCACGGGAAAGGAGGUUAUCUUACAGUAGAAUGGUUUUCGUAUUUAGAUCCUACAGCCAAAGCAUUAAUUAAGGUACACGCAUUAAAAAAAAACUAUAGGCUGAUAAAUAAUUCAAUUAACUAAAUUAUAGCAAAAGUUGGACUUCUCAAAAUAUAAUUUUAACUAUAUUUGACAAAAGUUUGUUUAAAGUAUACAAUAAAUAAUGUUAUUAUUAUAUAUUUUAUAGGCGUGGAAAGAAGUCGGCCUGGACUAUGUAGAUGUCAAUGCCGAAAAUCAAAUAGGCGUUACUCAUUUACAGUCUACGGCCAGACAUGGUGAAAGAAUGAGUACGAACCGAGCAUUCAUAAGUCCGAUAAGAAAAAAACGUAAAAACUUGACGGUUCUGACAAACGCUCACGUGCAUAGGGUGUUAAUCGAAAAGAAACGUGCCAUCGGUGUAGAAUAUUUGUACAAAAACAAAAUCCGGAGGGCGUUCGCCGAUAAGGAAGUGAUUCUCAGUGCCGGGGCGUUAAAUUCACCGAAAAUAUUGAUGCUGUCCGGCAUCGGGCCUAAAAAGCAUCUGGAGAAAAUGAACAUCAAAGUUAUAAAGAAUUUGCCGGUCGGUAGAAAUCUACAGGAUCACGUCACAUCUGACGGUGUUGUGAUACGGCUGAAGAAAACGGCUACCGACAAACCUCUUGAAAAAAAAAAGAAAGACGCCAUUUUAUACAAGAAGAAAAAGUCUGGUCCUUUGGCGGCCACCGGUCCGUUGCAAUGUGGCGUAUUUCUUCAAACCAAGUAUGUGUUCUUCUUCUUCGGGCAUUUAAUAUUCGAAUUUAAAUUUUUACCGCCAUCACAAUCUAUCCUUACACUUCACUCGAUUCUGAACUACUCUUCUCCGAUUUUGUACUUUUAUAAGUUUUUAAUUCAGUACUGCUCUACUUACAUCCUUCUUGUCAAUCCAUUCAGUUUUUAUCUUUCUUUUUAUUCUUCUCAUGGCUAAUUGCUUAAAGUAUGCUUAGUGGCCAUGUUAAUAUUUUAUUGUAUUUCGCGGCGCUCUUAUAUGCAACAUAUUAAACUUAUAUGAAAUUCGUUUUCUAGACAUUAAAAUUUAAAAUUAUUUUUUGUACACGUUAAGUUAACAAUAUUUGUUUCGAUUAAUUCGGAUUUAAAUCGUUUUUGUAGAUAUGAAAAUUCACUGGAUCUCCCGGACAUAAAUUACGCGUUCGAUAAUAGCAAUGCAAAGGACUGGAUCACUGACCCCGCGAACGCCACGAAAUUCGGUUUGUCACCAGUUUCUUAUUACGAAGCAAUUAACGUUAGACCGAUUUUGUUGAAGCCCGAGAGUAGAGGAUAUAUACUACUCAACAACACUCAUCCGGUUUGGGGUCAACCGCUGAUAUAUCCGCGAUUUUUUACGCGAGGGAACGAUCUUCAAGUACUUGUCGAAGGUAAAUUGCACAAUAUUUAUUUACCUAUUUUUACAGUGGUUUUAAAGAAAAGCCUAGUCGUAAAAUUAUAAAAUUUAUGAAUUUAUAAAAUAUCAUAAUUUAACUACUAACUGCAGGUUUCAGCACUUAUAAAAUACACAUAAUAUUGUUUAGAUAUUAGUUAACUUACUAUUUAAAACUGCAGUAAAUAUAUACAUAAGAAAAUUUAAUUUCUGAUUUGAAUUCUAAUUCGAAUGAAGCUGAAAUUGUACAGUAGGUAGGAAUUUUAUAAAUAGGAAACGUCAGCUAAGAACGAAUUUUGCAACUGGGACGAACUAAAGGGAUCUAAAAGCUAUCGUAAGUUUAUAUGAUGAUCUUAUGUUUUCGCUGAUACAUAAAGAUGAGUUAUUUUUGUUUUACUUCUGGUAUGAAAAUGUAAUGUAUAAAUAUAGCUAUUAGACUCCUUUAAUUAGAAGAUAAAUUUGAUAAUAUUUCACUAACUCCUAAAUAUUAUCUGUAUGCUAUAUGAUAAUGCUACAAGCUAUCUGGAAUAGCAAUAUCACGGGCAAGCAAAUUUAUUUUUAAAGCGAUUGGAAGCGACGAGUUUCUGUCUUUGUUUUAUUCACGUAAGAUAUAGAGAUUUAGACGUUUUUUAUUUCCAACGACCGAUUGAUCUAGUAAAGCAAUAAUAAUUCUGAAAACAGAUUUGAAUUUUUCGUUAAGUCUAUUUGAAAAACUUUCUCACUUUUUUAAUUUUUGAUUUUAAUUUUUCAAAAAUUUGAAAUAUUCCAUUUUGCAACUUUUAUUAAUAUGACUUUUUUAGAAUUUAAGGAGGUAAAUUUAAAAAGUGGAAAAGACAGAAACUAGUCGCUUCUAAUUCCCUUAAACAUUUACAAAAAACAAGCGUUCACUACAAUAAUAAGAAUUAUAAUGAAAACGGGGAACCACGGAGAAACAAGUUUGUUUCCGUUUCAUACAGACAUAGGAAAAGCCGUAUUAUAGUUAUUAAUAAUUUUAUGAUUGAGAACUGUAUACAUAAAUUACUGAAAACUAAAAUUUUGCUGAAAAUCACUUUUGUGAAUAUAGCGUACAUAAUAUAUUUAUAUGUAUUUCAUCACGAAAUUCGAACACUGACUUCCGACCAUUGGUUUUAAUCUAUGGGGCCCCUCGAAAAAAAUGGCUCUUGAUGGAUCAGAUUAACACGAGUAACGAGUGUGACUAGAUGUGUUAAUGGUCAGGAACUUAUUCUUUACAGUUUUUUUUUUUUUAUUAUUAUUAUUCGAUUUUUAACUGAGUAAUACUGAGUUUUAACUGAUAAUAUUAACAUCAAAAAAUAAUACAGAUAUUCACCUUUUCUAUAAAAAAAAUUACAUAAAAUAUUUAAAAGGACGUGGUAUGGAUAUUGAACAUAAUAUGUAAUAUCACAAAUUUAAAAAUGCUUAUAUGCACAUCACUUAAAAAUUAAAAUACUUAAAAGUCCAAGACUGUAGCAUAGAUAGUGGUUUUACUUUUGCGUUUAAUAAUAAGCCAAUUCACUUUAAUAUUAAAAGUAACGGCAUAAAAUUAUUAUCUCUACUGAACGCAAAUUCGCUAUGUACUACGUUUUUAAGACGGAGACAGGUCAUACGGAAACUACAUCUUCUUAAAGAAUUUAUUAAGCUCAGAUGAACAGUUGAAUAGUUAAAUUUAAAAUGUAUAAUUUUGUAUUAAUAUACAUUUAGAAAGUAUAAUUUUAUUUAUCGGGAUAGUAAAAAUAAUAACUCACUAAACGUGUAUUUGAUUGAUUCUUAGAUAAUAGUAAUUAUUGUAAGUAUAUGUAUCUCAUAACACUCAAAAUUAUAACUGAGAAACGGUGUAAACUCAUAGUGAAAACACAUAAUAAUUGAUUUUUAAUAACCGUUACUGUGGUAUAAUGGAUGCCAAUGCUUUACAUUUCGAUCGGUGGAUUGUUAGUACUUUUGUAAUAUUGGUUUCGACCAAAUACUUUCAUAUCGUUACAAUAUUUGUUUUCACUCGUUAGCGUUUCAAACAUGACCAGUAAUUCACACAUAAUAAUAAUAAAGACAUGCCGUCGAUACUUAGGCGUUCGUAAAAAUAUUAUGUAAAACCGCACAUUAUUGGGAAUUUUUUUUGUUAAGUAUUGUAAUAUGGGAUGCUUACAGUAUAGUGAGUAGGUUGUUAUAUUAUAAUAUGGUCAUAUUUUAUACUAUGAUUUUGUCACUGCAGUAAAAAACGAAACUAUACGAUCGCGAUAAAAUUAAUCAAGCGCGCAAAACAAUAAACCGGUAACUAUAAUAUGCAGGUAACCGCAAUCGUAUGUAAUCAAGGCAUAAAAUGUGUCGAUUAUUACGAUUGAAACAAACAUCGACUACGUUAAGCACCUGUACAGUGUACGUAGUCGUAUCUUUUCGUUUAAAUUUAAAAAAAAAAUUGUAUCUAACGUAAUAUAAGAAAUUACAUACCAUAAAUAACCAGCCAACCCUAAUAUAGAAGUAUAGGUAGGUAGGUAGGUAGGUAGGUAGUGUGUAUGCGCACACGUCAAAAUUACAAAAUUUCUUCGCCGAUGCCGAUGUAUACGUACAGUGUGUUUAAAAUGAAAAUAUGUAUUAGCAAAAUAACAAAACGUUUCGGCUUUGACACAGUUGCACGCGUUACAUAACAUUUGUUUAGGUCAUCGCUGUAUUGUUUUGUUCCUAUAAUAAUAUGUGUUGUACGAGCGCUUAUAACGACGGUAUUCUGGCUCAAUCCUCUGCUUUUUAGAGACCGGCAAAUUCUUGCCGGCCAUGUCAUUUGUACGACUAACGAAAAAGCUUUUAAAAUCGAUUUGCACAGGUAAAACGCGUAUUAUUACAAAAACGUUUAUACAGCAAUAUUUGGAAGAAAAUCUCGUCGGCGUUUUACAAUAAAUUCAUUAAAGUCCGUUCUCGUCAAAUUAAACGUUAAAUUUUUGACGGAAAUUAUAACAGAUUACCGACCAAUCGUGGUUGGUCAUUAACCGUAAACUUUGUUUAAAAAUCAGAUAAACGCCUUUAUUACGUUGACGAAAAAUCGUAUUUUAAUUUUUUUUUUUUUUUUUAUUAAUUCUUCUUCGCCUUUAUUCCAAUGGACAUGGACAUGGCGCCAUCUAGACAUUAUUCGUUCGUUUUGCGUAACUAAAUACAUUUUUCGUCACCUACAUUAACCGUUAAAAAAAAGAAACAGACGGUAAAUUCAACUGUGAUGGCCUUUUAACGUCAGUAGGUAUUUCGGCUAAAUCCUCUGCUUUAUCGGCGAUUUAAACCGGUUUUCGCACGUUAAAACUGAGUUAACGGUUAUGUACCUAUUGUUUUUACGAUAUUAUAAUAUAUAGCAAACAAAACCGACCGAUUUCGAAAUAGCAUCGUCAUCAGAACGAUUUGACUAAUAGUAUAAUUAUCGCCGAGACGCAUAAUAUAGUGUGAGUUAACACGUCGAAUUUAAUAAUAUAAUACGUAAUACGCGUGCGAUAAACAGAGCAGAGAGAAGGCAUACGAUUUUAGUGUGUUGUUUUUUUUGCUCACCCACGCUAUUUCAAUUAAAUGUCAGACUACAUUCGAUAAUUGCAUACAAUUAAAGAGCAAUAUCGUGCAAUAAUUACUCACAAAAGGUUGGUGUCGUAAUCGCGUAUGUAUCAUCACUUUAUCAUGAUGAUUAUAGACGAUAAUACAAUAAUAGUAUAGUAAAAUGUAUUGUUUUAUCAUAAAGUCUCAAAAAAAUAAUUUCUCUGAUUUUCUUGCUAUAUUUGUAAAUGUACGUUUUACUACCAGGGGCAAAUCGAGCAAAUCUACCUAACUUUGAGCCGUAUAAUAAAAUAACCAAUAACUACAAAAAUUAUUAAUAGAUAGUGUCUUACGGAGAAACACCGAAUUCGGUAUUGGAUACAUUUUAACUACUCCCGUCUCACCUAUCUUGAAUAUAUUCCACGCCCGGGGAACGUACUAUUACUCCCGUAAACGGUUUUAAUAUAGUAGUUUUCUUGGGUAUGCCCUUAUUAUCAUGCUACUGGAUUUAACGCUGCACGGUUUUUGAGCAGGGAUGAAAAUCGGAGCGAAUUUGGCUAAAAUGUCGUCGAUGCGUAAGGCGGGCGCUGAGCUGGUGGACGUGCCGGCCAAGGCGUGCCGGGCCCACAAGUUCGGAACAGACGGUUACUGGUCGUGCGUGGUCAUGGAGUACACGGCAACCAUAUACCAUCCAGUGGGCACGUGCAAGAUGGGACCGGAAGACGACGAAGAAGCGGUGGUGAGCCCACGGCUUAAAGUGUACGGCGUAGCCGGGCUCAGAGUAGUGGACGCGUCCAUAAUGCCAACCAUCGUCCGGGGUAACACCAACGCGCCAACGAUCAUGAUCGCUGAAAAAGCGUCAGACAUGAUCAAGAAAAAAUGGCAUUUGUCGAAAGCCGUGGGUAUUAAUGGUGGUAAUAAAAUGUAAACUCGACAAUAGUAUGUCAUAGUUACACGUUUGGGCAUAAAUGAACCACGAGGCGAUGUUCCCGGGCACAUCGUGUCCCCAGAGAAAUGACAAGUUUGGAUAGUAUAUAAUAUAUUAUGUUAUGCAAAAAAUAGUUGGCUUAAAUUUACUCAGAAAAAUAAUAUUACAGGUAACCCGUUAGAUAAAUAGAAAAUUACGAAGACAAAAAAAACGACUGGAAAUUAAAAUUUUUGGUUUGUUCAUAGUAUCCAGGGAAGGAAUAUUAAUUUUACUAUUUUAAAAUUGUUUACAUUAUUAAAAACCUCGUCGUUGUCCGUCUAUGUCCGAAAUGUGUUCUAUAUUAAUGUUUGCCCAAGCGUGUUUUGUCUUUUGUACAAUUAUCAAUUAAGUAAAAAUAUCGACAUUAGCCUAAAGAAUUGAACCUCGUGCAAUUGUCAGGAUAAAAUUUUCCUCCUCUCGUUGUAUACAUUAAAUCACUAACCUAGUAUCAUCCGUUAAAUUGCCCGAAGCCUAAACGAACUAUUGAGAAAAUGUCAUAUGAAAUCAAAUAAGGAAGAAAUAACAUUUUUGGAAAAUAUUUACUCAUUAUUCACUGAUAUUUACCAUUAUGAAAGCUACUGUUCUACAACGACCACCAAAACUUUUUUUAAAACACAGAUUUAUUUUAACCGAUUUCUUUACAUCAAAGGUCAAGAAUUUAAUUUAAAAGUUAUUCUAUACAGUUUAUUUUAGUAAAAGGAAACAAUUUAGAUUAGUUUUUUUUUUUUUUUUUAGGAAUCAACAAUAUUAGCCAUAUCUUUUUAAAAUUCUAUAAGUAAAUAUAUAAUGUAUAAAAUCAUAAAAUUACUUUUAAAAUAUUGUUUACCAGCUACUAGAUUACGAUUUUUUUAACUCCAUAUACCUAUUUAUAAUGAUAUAAUGAUUUUACCAUGGAUAUAAAAAAACAACUGUACAGCCUAUUAGGGUCCAAAAAGAGUAUGUUUAUGUUUGAUACACCAAGUGCACAAACGGUAUUGAUUAGCCUAUGAAAUAUUUGUUAUGGAACAAACUCGAUGAUAGACUUGAUAGAAAUACCUUUAAAUAUUUUUCUUAUUAUCACAUAGUUCAUGGCGUGAACAAACAUUUUAAAAGUUAAUCUUUAAAAUGUGUCUUCCUGUUAUAUCAGCUGCCAGUCAGCUAUCUAUAGUUGCUUUAUAUAUCUGCGGAUUUCACGUGGUUUUUUCCACAUCACUUUAAGCGAGUACAAAAUAUAUGACUUAAGUUAUUUAAUAUAUUAAAUUAAAUAACGAACACAUCAAAAAUACAUAUUGUUACAAUAACUUUUAAGUUUUAUCGAUAAGUUUUCAGUGCAGUAAUUUUUUUUUUUUUUAUAACAAUAUCAUAAUCUUAAUAUCAUAAAUUGUCUUAAAAGUUUCCCACAAAAUAGUUUACACACUUUGUAUUUACAAAUACCUAUUUACUUACCAAAUCUUCCAUACUCUUGAAAUAAAUAAAAUGUAUAGAUCUUCGAAAGGUUAUGAUGUUGAAAAAACCAUUGUUUUACACGAGCUAAUGUAUUCUUUAAUAUAAUAUUAUUGUAGAUAUUUUUAGAUAUCUGCUUUUAAAAAGUAAUUAAUUAUAAUUAACAAUCAAUGCUACCUCAUGGAAAAAGUAGGAUCAUAAUAAUUAAAAAUUUUUUUUUCUUAUUAAUCCAAAAAUAAAAAUGUUUGUAUAAUACUUGUAUGCUUGUUUUAAAAUCAAAAAUAAUAUAACUAUUCAUGUAAGUAUCAUUGAAAAGUAAUUAUAUCUGAAAUUUAUUACUAUUUUAAAAUAAACAAAUACCUACCUAAAUCCUUUUAUAUAACUUUAUAUAAAAAAAAUACACAAGUUUACACAUUUCGUGGAAUGGCAUUGCUAUGUUUUAAUUACAUUUAAAAAAAAAAAACUAAUUUUCUUUAACCAUUAACUCUAUUUUAGUUUUAAAUGUAGUCUCAUAUUGUUACAAAAUACAAAAUUAUAGUAAAAAAUAAAUGAAAUAUCUAAACUAACGUAUGUAAUUACUGUCGUUAUGUAUUAAUUUUUUUUUAUUAUAUUAAUAGUUAAAAUUUUAAGUGUUAUAUUGUCUUCAAUUUUAGUUGUAGUUUUAUUAAAAAGGAUCAAGUAUUAUAUAUAGUUUUAAGUUUAAGUUUAAAGUUAUACUAAUGAUCUAAUCAAUACUGAUACAUUUUGCUCAAUAUACAAAUUAUAAGAAUUUUAUUUGUCAAUAUAAAGUUUACGGGUUUUUUUUUUUUUACCAUUUUAUAUUACAAAAAGUACCAUAAUAUAUAUUACAUAUACUAUAUAGGUAUACAUAUUGUAUGGUGAACUGUAUAUUGUAUUUUUGCGAAAGUACAAAAUUGUAUAAUAUAUAGAAUAGAUUUUAAAUUGUAAAGAUGGACAUGAUUUUAUUUUUGUUCAAGUUAUGAAUAACUAAUUAUAUAAUAAUAUCUAAUUAGUUAAAAAUAUUAUUGCCAAUGUUAUUAUAAUGAAUGUUCGGAUGAAACAAAAUAUGCGUUUUAAUUAUUUUAUUUUGGUAUAAUUUUGGCCUUAAUAUCCUAAAGUAUAUUUCGAACAAAACCAUGUAAUUAAUACAGUCACGGUCGAUAAUUUCGAAACUGAAUUACCCGAAAUCUUUUGUUCGAAUGUUAUUUUUCUGAAUACGGAGAAAAAAUGGGGGUGAGAGAGAAAUGGCAUUAUAGGAUUUAAUGGGUGGAGAACAUUUUCUCCGUGGCUUUCAUCAGACCAGACACUUCAAAUCAAUACCAAGAAACUCUGUCUCUCAUAAAAAAAAUUAUACGAGCGAGGGUUGACAUAACUUAGAUCUAUACUCUGCUGUCAAAGAAUUCAAUAAGAAAAAAACUCAAGGAAAUUAUGUUUACAGAACUUGAGCUUGGGGUAGGAGGAAAAGUCAGAAAUCGGUCAGAAAGAAAAUGGUAAGACUUUAAAAGGCGCAUAUUUUAGUUUGCUGUCAUCAAGAGUUACGGUAUAAUCUUAAAUAACUUUGUAUUCUUGGGAAAAUUGACAGUUCAUAAUAUUGCCUUGUAAAUAAUUGUAUAUUUAACUUGUGUAUUGUGUAAUUUUAAUUUAUUUUGAAAUUUAAAAAUGUAUGUGUUAAAUAAUAAUAAUUUAUAGGUACUUAAAAACAAAAAAACGGACAUACUUCCACUAUGGAUAGGCUACUGUUGUAGGUAAAAAGUUGAAAAGGUAAGAUGUAGGGGAAAUUUAAUGUAUGCAACACAUACAUCACGUGUUGUAUACAUCUGUAUACAACGAUAAACCAUUGCCAAUGAAAAACGAUUCGGAGCGAAGUUUCUGUUAUACAUGUACGUACAUUUUCCCGUUUUUCCCCCGUGUUUCCCGGUUUUUCUCAAUUAUUAUGAAAACCUACUUGGAAAAUCAGAAAAAAAUGACAUAGAUAAAUCCAGAUAAAAUUACCUUUCAGAAAAGGUAUAACACUUGAAAAUCUGGUAGAAAAGUUGUUCACAGACAUAAAAAAAAAAGUAAAAAAUAAACAUCAUCAUAAAACCAAUAAAUUCCUCGCUACGCUCCAAAUCUGAAAAAAUUCGGGAUUAACACAAUCUGUUCAGAAAAUAUAUCAUACGAGAUAUUUGAUUCAGGAAAAAGGUUGGGAAUAAUCCAACGAAUACAGAUAUGUAACGUCAAUAAAAAGAGUUAAAUAUUGGUGAAAAAAGUUGAUACUUUGUGUUUAUUUUCGAUAAAUAAUUGAACUUUACAUAACAGUUUAUAGUUUUGAAAACGAUUAAUAUUAUGUAAAAUAGAUUACUGGUUUAUAUCUAUUUCAUAGUAUUAUAUUCAAAUAAGUAUUCUUAUCCGUGUACAAGUUGUACGGGAUAUUUUGUUAUUGGAAAUUGUUUUUUAACCAAAAAUACAUACUACAUAAUACGAUAAUUAAUUUUUUAAGAAAAUAGUAUAUGUAAUUAAAAUUUUAAAUAUUUAUUUUAAGAUCAAACGCUAUUUUAAUUUCCGGUUAUGGUAUGUUUCACGAACUAUUUCGGCAAAUAUCCACAACAUUCAUGUAACCAGCAUGUGUAGAACUAUAUUUUAAUUAAACGUACCUGCAUAUACACGGAAAAGUAAUAAAAAUAUUAACUCUAACACUAACGGUUUGAAAAGUGAAAAUUAGAUAGGUCGCACAAUUAUUUUACAAGUAAAAUAUUAUUGAAAACCAAGAUACGCGAACGAGAUAAUCUAGAAAAAAUAAGAAAGUUAUGACUUUUAAUACUUAUAUACUUAACAAGAAAUAUUAUUAAGUGAGAUGCUAUAUAGUUUUAUCACAAUAGAUUCAUAGUUACAGCAUUACUAUUUUAUGUGGCGUAACCACUAACUUACGGCAGUGAUAAGCAGCAUUUCAAUAGUUGCACAUUUUGAAUUUUGGAUUUUUUCUAUAGUUACAACUUGUAUUUUUAUUACGUUUUGAAAAGUAUUAUGUUUUACGUAAUUGUGAAUUAUGCAUUAUGUAUUAUGUCGAAUACUUAAAAUAGAAAGUACCCUGUAAGUAAUAUACGAUCAAUUUUUAAUUCCCGUUGAAUACGUUUCUUUCAUGUUCUCAGUUCUAUAAUUCAAUUAUGAAAAUAAAAAAAGGUCAUAAUUACCUAUUUGAAAAUUAAAUAAUCUUUAAGAAUUUAUUAUGAGUAAUACUUAUUGAUCAACGCCUGUUGAAAAAAUGUUUCCAUUAGCAUGGAUGAUUCAAUCUCCAAUGUGAUCUAAAAAAAGUGAUUCCUACUGGUAUCUCUUAAGAGAAAUAAUUGUUUUUUUCAAAUACAUAUUGUAAUGUAUUUUUUCUACCCUUGCAUAUAGAUAAGAUGUGUAUGUAUAAAAGCAAGUAAAAUAAAUAACUUUAUAUCUUUAUACAUAUAUACAGAGUAAUCUAUUUAAAAUCUAUUUAAAUGUCUACACUCAAUAUUAGUUAUUUAGUUUUUCAGCAUUUUUUUUUUUUUUUUUUUUUUUAACAACUUAUGAUAUGUUCUGAAACUCUAAAAUGUCACAUAAUCGUUAUUUUUUGUGACUUUUAUUUUCAGUGGUGAUAUAUACAAUAGUUAAACAUUUUUAAUUUUCUAAUAACGAACUGUAUUAAAAAUUCCAUAAAUAGAUAUUCCUCUUUUAGAUAGGGGAGAGUAGAGGAGUACUAUUUAAACGCCGCGGGCCGUGCCACCACACAAAUGAUGCUCCACUACUCCUCAUAUACCCAAACAUAAUAGUGGAAUAUCUCGUUAACGAGUCGACGGAAAUUAAAAAUGUCAACACCAAAAUUUAUUUUAUCUUAAUCAUUAAAACAUCACUAUAACAUUUAUUUAUGAAAUUUUUAAGAUAUUUCACUAUUUGAAAAGUGUCUAUAGUAGAUUCAGUUCCAAAAAUUAAGGUGACAAAAAAUAACAGUAGUGUAACAAUUUAGAGGUAUUUGUUUUAAAAGAUGUUCUAAAAAAAAAUUUAAAAAAGUAAAUACUUUGAGAAAUAUCGAGUGUAAAUAUUUAAAUGGAUUACGCUGUAUAUUCGAAUUUGUUUAAAUACGGUAAAAAUAUGUAUUUUUUUUUUUUAUAUUCUUCUCGGAUCUAUCAAGUAGCAAUAAUGCAGUAAGUAUAAUAGUUGAGUAAUAAUAUCAAUUGUGAUAUACUAAAACAAAACGUAUGUGUAUAACCUUCACUGUCGCUAAUUAGAAAAGAAAGCAGAUUUAUACGAGUCAUUUGUUUAGACUGCAGGAGUUCGAAAUGUAUAGAAGAUAAUUGACUCGUACACUUUAUACUAUGUAUACCUUCGGUCAUGCAAUUCCAGUGUACGGAUUCUACUUGAUAUCCUUUGUUUUUUUUUUUUUUAAUAAUAAUAACUUAUGUUAUUACCUAUGUCUUAUUUUAAAUUACUAAACACGUUACACAAUACAUAUUUUUACAUAUUUUGUUGUAUACGUCAUAUCGAUUAACUAACAAAGCUGCUAAAGUAUUAUUUGAUCUAAUGAUGUUCAAUAAUAUUAUGAAAAAUAUAAACGAUGAUAAUUUUAAACUAUGUGUACACAAUUUUUUCGUGGUUUAAUAUUUCUUACACAAUUGUAAUUUUUUCAACAGUAAAACGCAAAAAAAAAAAUUUAGUCUGUAUAAAAUUAAAACCCGUUUUGUUACGAAUCAAACAAAGAUUAAAGUUUUUCAGUAAACGAAAGAAAUAGAGAAGUACAACUAUUAUCCUGAAGUAAUUAAAAUUGAAAAUUGUAAAGACAAUAGUGAACCAUGAACCAGUUAUAUAUAUAUACGACAGAAUUUCAAAACAUGAUUAACUCGGAAUCGUAAUAUAAUAAUAAUAAUACAUAAUAACAUUUAUAAGUCUUCAUAAUAUUCUUUUUGUAUUAAACACACAAGACAAACUCCGUUACGGAUCACAUAAACAACGAUAAUUCAGACGAAUAACGAAAACAUUUCUAUAAAAACAUAUUUAACACACUGGCGUCGGGAAUAGACUAGGUUAAAAUUUGGCAAUUGUCUGUGGUCAAUUCGGGCCAAUAAUUUCAAACACAGUUGAAUAUGGAACGGAUAACGUACCUUAUUCACUAUUAAAAUUGAUAAUAUCCUACCUCCCUAACUAUUGAUCAACUACAGUAGCCUAUUGACGAGUAGUAUCAACUUUUUAAAUUUAAAUUGUUGUUUUUAUUAUAGUAGAUAUCUUACAGUAACCUACUAAUUUCAAAUAGUUUAAAUAUUAAAUCUCGUAUCCACUUUCCUCGGUGAAAUGUUUUGUUAUGCGUUAUACUGAUAAGUGAUAGUAUGCCUAAUACAAACAUAUGUAUGGACAUCUAAUAAGAUGUAAAACCGCAAAAUAACGAUUCUAUACGUCCAAUCCUCGUAAUUCUCAGGUUAAACCGGCCACUCAUCAGUUAUAACGGUAAAUAACGAAUCAUUUUAUUUAUAGGUAGGUACGUAGAAUGUUUGAAAAAAACCAAUUAAAUAUACAAAACGAAAUUGACUAUACGGAUAAAUUUUGGUAUAAAUUCGAUAAUCAUUUCGAAAUAUCACAAUGUAUAAUUAAUACAAAAUUUCACAUAGAAAUUCGCGAUUUUCGUUACUAAAUAAAUCAAUUUAAUGUUAUUUUUUCGCGUGCGAGUAUUAUUAUUGUUUAUAUCAAUACACACAAUAUUGACGUAUUUUAUUUCUAGCCAAGACCAAACGAAGCAUAUUUCGUUAUUAUUAUUAUUUAUUUUUUUUAAUGAUUAUUAUAAUAUACUUAUCAACACGAAUCUCCGCCAAUCAAAUAGCGGCACCGGGAGCGCAAUAGAGGUUCGAACACACAUAAUCACAUUCAUAACACGUAUAGAUAUACCUAUAAUACGCGCCUAUGUAUAUAUUCAUAUUUCAUAUUUUGUACGAAAUCGAAUAGGUUGCGGGUCGACCGUUGAAUACUAAAUUACAAGCAUUAUACAAGUAGUGUAAAGUACUAAUUAUUAUUAUACCCGUUCUGUUAUAAACUGCCGAAAUAGUUUUGUUUAGUAUCGAAAUAUUCGGAGUGCGCCCGGGGCAGUUUUUAUACCCCGCCCGAAAUAGUCACGUACAUAUAUAUAUAGUCGCGUUGUAUUAGAAUCAAAUUAUAAUAACACCCGGUAUGCCGUAAUAACGGGUAAAUUGAUUUACAAAACACUAGACCGUCUAUACCUAUAAAUUAAUAUACCUGCGAUUAGAUUAUUUUAUUUCGAUUGUUAUUUGACGAAUCGCCGCUAUUUGGACACAGAUUUCGUGAUGACCAUAUUCUUGAAAUUCAAUUAGUACUUUGAUCCAUUUAUGGUCGAAAUUUUAAUUGUACAACAAAAACUAUAAUAGUGAAUAGUGUACAUACAAUUUUAUAAAACAGUUAACUUUUAUGAAAUAAAACAAUAUUUUCUGGUUGCCCAAAAGUUGUAAAAUUUCGUUUUGACUUUAUGAAAUAAUGUAACUUUCAGAUUCCGAGCGUAGCGAGAGAGCUAUUGGUAUUACUAAGAUGUUUUUUCUUCUUCUAGUCUAGGGACACAUUUUUUCCUAGUAAACUUGUUCCGAUUUUCAACGCCGUUUUUUUAAAUAAAAGCACUAAAGUGGGGAAAACGUACAAUUUUUACGAUUUCAUUAUUUUAUAAAUACAUGGACGUAGUUUUCUACUAGAAAAAAUAAUUUGAUCGAAAAAUCAUAAGAUACCUAUUUUGUUGCCUUUUUAAUUUACUUUAUCACAGUAUCAUUUCCAAAACUUUUGAGCUUUUAAGCUCAAAAGUGAUCCGAUCAUCUCAUUGACAGACACAAACAGUAAACUCCAAACUUACUACGGUCAUUUCUAUUCUGAAACCUAACAUUAACCCUUAAACUUAUUUACUAUAUAAAACUCUUUCACAACUAUUUUGGGCGUAUAUCACUGUUGUGUGGGGUUCUUCUACAAUUCAAGCAUUCCAAAAUAUCGCUUAAUCACUGAAGUACCCUGAUAUGUAUCAAACAAUUCUCUAAACUCUGACCUCAAAAUUUGUUUAAUCGAAGAAAUUGCUGCUAAUUACUAUAAAUACUUUCACCCAAAACAUCGAUUCAACAAUUCCAACCAAUUCGUCAAGAAUUUAGUCUCAAAUACUCUACCCGGGAACCCAAUCGUCUCAAACGUCAGUCUAAUGCCAGGACUUGAACAUUUAUUAAAUUUAAUUCAUCAAGCUUCUCUAUUGUGAGAUUUUCUUUCAUGUGUUUAACCGCUCAUUUGUCACGUUACGAAUCGUUGUUUGGUUUUGACACCAAUGUGGUCGCAAGCAACGCACGUGUCUGCAGCCUUCGGACAGACGGCUUCUAUGUGGCUGGGGAACGGACUCCCUAUUUAACGUAAUUAUUCACGUGUACACAUAUAUUAUAUACGUAUUUGGCGUUAUUUUUUAGGUAUUUUCACUGCAUAUUCAUGUGAAUAGCACUAAAACACGUGGAAAUGGAUAGUAAUCUCACGUGUAUUAAGUUAACGCGAGUACAAAUUUUUCAUUCAACGGACGUAUGUGAAAUCAAAACGAAAUAUAAACACGCGUCAUUUUAGAUAGCGGUGAGUGUAUAAACGACUGUAUACGCAUACACAUAGGUACGGGUGAUAAUCGACUUGCGCUACCGCCGAAAAGUGUGGGUACAUGUCACGCGGUCAUCUUGCAAACAUUGUUUGUGUUCCUCAGACUAACGCAAUAGGUAAUGAAUAAUGAUUCAUAUUUUUAUAUUCUGCGAUUUUUUUGACGGCCGUCGAAAGACCAUCACCAUCGUCGCGGCAUUGUCUUUGCAGAACUUUGUUGUCAUGCAAUAUUAUUAUUAUUUUCGUGAACUUAAUAAUAAAUAAUUAUUGCGACACAAGAACGGGCAAUAAUACUCUUAAACGACCGUAACACCCAAUUACAGAUUUUUUUUUUUUUCGCAAAAUUUCGGCAAUUUAUCCCGCUCGAAUACAAUAACUUACAAUACUAAUACGCGGUAGGUACUAACAACUUAGCUGUCCAUGUAUAACUAGACAGCAUAUUUAGGAUUUUAUCAAAAAGGGAGAUAUUAAACAUAGAAAUUGUUUCAUAUUUGUUUUAUUAACGCCAAACGAUAAUAUUAUAAAUAAACAAGAUAGUAAUAAUACAUAUAGAGUUUUGUAUUUAAUAGUUGUAGUAACUUAAAAUUAAGUGAGUCCAAUGCAAAGUAUAAAGACUAUAUAAGGUGUCUUAUAAAAUUAAACUUUUAGUACUAAGGUGAAAAAAAUAUGCAGCAUACGAGAGGACUUUGUUUUGAACUAAUAAGGUCUUUGGAUAGAUAUGGAUGCCAAAUAAUUACGUCGUAUUCUAGGAUAGGUAUUAAAUCUAUAUUGUGAAACGAGAAUCAAAGCUAAAUAAAAAAAAAAAUAUCAAUUUUAAUUUUAUAAAUUUUUGUAAAUAAUUUACAAUUCAAUGUGUCCUAAAAUUGCCAUUGAAAUAAAAUGAUUUCUUAGGUAAUUAUUAAUUAAUUUACUAUUUAGAUACUAAUAAGGUAGUUUAAAUUUGAAAAUAGAUAAUGGUAUGAAUAAUAAUGAUUACUAAAAAAAAUAUUAAUGAGGGAAAUAUAAUAAUUUAAUCUGUCUAAUUUCUUCCCGUAAAUACGCCACUGCUGUGCGCACACAAAUGCCCCGACGACGACGAUGUUUAAAAUAGGUAGGUAUGUUGAACGUACUUCGCACGUGGGUACAGUCACUGUUGUAGAUGGGAAGUUGAAAGGGAAGAAUACAGAAGGGAAUUUAAUGUAUAUCGGUGUAAGCAACGAUAAACCAUUGCUAAUGAAAAAUACGAUUCUGAGCGGAAUUCAAUUGAUAGUGAUGCUUAAGUAUAGAAUAAAGAAACAAUGUAUUGAAAUCUAUAGGUCCAAUCUAAUUGGUCUUUAGCUUAAUAUUUGAUAUAAACCUUCGAAUAUCAUCAUUUACUUAAUGUUUAUAUAUAAUUAUACUGUUAUUAUUACUAUUAUUAUAAUUAUACGUUAUUGUUUUUUUGUAGCCCGAUAUUGAUAUUUACUAAUUUCUUUACAUUCCUUGUUAUCGACUGUACCUCAAACAUUUGUUUUUGAAACUCCACCUGCUGGUAAGCUUAAAUUAUUUAAUUUAUGUAAUAAUAUUAUUGUAUAAUAUCACUUUUACAGGUGUCCGCAAGAUCAUGUUCAUGAAAACUUCAGUUACCAUUGAUGAUGUAUUUUAUGCCAUUGAUAAUGGUCGUAUGAAGUUUAAGGAUUUGAUGCUGAAAACAAUAACGGUACUCUCAAAAAAGAGUGAGCGAACUUGGCUAAUUCAAGACAACGUCAUGGUAGAGCAGGUCGUGUUAGGUCUGGGAUUUGUUAUCAUUUGUAUACCAGAGGUCGUGAAAAGUAAUUUGAUGAUUAUGUAUUAUCCGAUAUAAUGCAUACAAUUUUAUAAGAUGUGAUACUUCAAGCUAAAAUAUUGCAAUUUUAUAUGGUAACUUCAUUCUUAGAAAAAGUCAUGAAUCCACCGGAAAUCAGGGAUCUCGAAGUGGCUUUAAAAAUAAAUGUCUAA